AUGUAUGUUCAGAUCCCAUACGAAAACACCCUCCGCAGCAGCCAGGAAGUCCGAGGACUUCAAGCUGAACCCAGCCCUGUACACGACGAGUACGAGGCCUUGACUUCGCUUAGCAAAAGCAAGUCCACAGCAGUGCCAGAGCUUUUAGGCUAUGGACAGGGCAAACAAGGACCUGAAGGGUACGUUCCCAACGGCUACAUCACUUACAUCGCAUGGGCACGUGUCCCGGGCGCUCCUGUCGAUUAUCAAGUGUUCUGGAAGGAGGGAAAUCGUCAGUAUCGUGAUGAAGUCCGCGCUGCUUUCGCUGUGGCCUACAAUCAGACGAUACACUUUGCUGGCUUCCGCCCUGCUUUCAAGAUGACAGACAGCCCGAUGUCUGUGCCCACAUAUGCGUUGUGGGGAUUGCUCAAGUUUGCUGUAACUCGCGACGGGCGUGUCGAUAGGACGGCGUGGGCCUGGUGA
Molecule: messenger RNA, 462 nt
Organism: Penicillium brevicompactum
Lineage: Eukaryota; Fungi; Ascomycota; Eurotiomycetes; Eurotiales; Aspergillaceae
Exons: 3
Coding region: 1-462 (153 amino acids)
Source: RefSeq, a predicted model, not a curated record